AUGCAAGAAUAUGUUAAUUUGAAUCACAUGCGUGAAAUCGAUGAUCGCGACGCGAAUAACGAAACGUCAUAUUAUUUGCCGCACCAUGCGGUUUUUAAGGAAAACAGCAUCACAACCAAAUUGAGAGUGGUGUUUGAUGCAUCGUGUAAAACGGCAUCAGGACUGUCAUUGAACGAUGCACUUUUGGUUGGUCCCACUAUACAGGAGGAUUUGUUCUCUAUUUUAGUACGAUUUCGCACGUUUCGAUACGCCAUGACGGCUGACAUUACUAAAAUGUAUAGACAGAUUCUCAUCGACCAGUCCCAGAGAUCUUUGCAACGUAUUUUUUGGCGUAACUCAUCACAAGAUGAACUAAAAACGUUUGAGCUUCUUACACUUACAUAUGGUACAGCGCCAGCCUCCUUCUUGGCUAUUAGAUCAAUACACAAACUCGCGGAGUACCAAGCGGAUUCAUUUCCCAUUGGAUCGAAAUUAGUAUUACGUGAUUUUUAUGUGGAUGACCUGCUUACAGGUGCAUCUACGUUACAAGAAGCAUUAGAGAUCAAGAAACAAACUAUUCAAUUGCUAAGGAAAGGCGGAUUUGAAUUAACAAAGUGGUCGUCUAAUCAUUCUUCCAUUCAAGACAUUGAAGGUUCUACAAAAAAGGAAUUUAAUUUGGGCAACGAAACCAGAGCUCUUGGUGUAGUCUGUAAUUGUGAAUCAGAUGUGUUCAAGUUCAUAAGUAUAGGACAACAUCCACCACUGGAUAGGCUUACCAAACGUAGCAUAUUGUCUAGGAUAGCUUUAAUGUUCGAUCCUUUAGGAUUAUUGGGACCAUCCAUUAUAAUUGCUAAACUUCUGAUGUUACAAUUUCUUGGUGAUAUUCAGGUAGCACAAAAGGUGAUUACUUUCAGUGAAAAACGAAAGGUGGAAAUUCAUGGUUUCUCAGACGCUAGUCAACAAGCAUACGGAGCAUGCAUUUACGUUCGAUCCACUUACACGAAUGGGCAAUCUGAGUGUCAUUUGCUGUGUUCUAAGUCAAGAAUCGCACCUCUUAAAACAUUAUCUAUUCCUCGACUCGAGCUUUGGGGAGCCUUAUUGCUGGCACAACUUACCAACAAGGUAUUGAGUGCUUUACCUUUAACGAUAGACUAUAUACAGUAUUGGAUCGAUUCACGUAUCGUAUUGUGUUGGUUGCGAUCAUGCAGCCGUCAGUGGACACCAUUUGUAGCGAAUCGUGUAGCUGAAAUACAGCGACUUACAAAUAUUGAUAGUUGGAGACAUGUGUCUAGUCAGGAUAAUGCUGCCGACCCGCUUUCCAGAGGUAUCAUGCCCAACUUAUUAUCCGAGCUAGAUCUGUGGUGGCAUACGCGUACGGGUGCCGCUAUCGAAUAG
Molecule: messenger RNA, 1374 nt
Organism: Vollenhovia emeryi
Lineage: Eukaryota; Metazoa; Arthropoda; Insecta; Hymenoptera; Formicidae
Exons: 2
Coding region: 1-1374 (457 amino acids)
Source: RefSeq, a predicted model, not a curated record